Zea mays is the source of this 1707-nucleotide messenger RNA. Its product is annotated as Galactose mutarotase-like superfamily protein. Gene Ontology annotation, molecular function: aldose 1-epimerase activity; carbohydrate binding. NCBI's taxonomy places the organism in Eukaryota, Viridiplantae, Streptophyta, Magnoliopsida, Poales, Poaceae. Gene Ontology annotation, biological process: beta-D-galactose catabolic process via UDP-galactose, Leloir pathway; glucose metabolic process. The record is from RefSeq and is marked predicted. The transcript has 4 exons. The coding region runs from base 74 to 1171 and encodes 365 amino acids.
CCUCCCCUGGGUGCUGAGUGCUGACUCGCUCCCGUGCUUCUGCUAGCCAUCGUUGGCCGCCCCCGCCGCGCCAAUGGCGACGAGGCGCGAGCUGUCCCUCGCGCUGCUGUGCGUGUGCCUCGCGGCCUGCGCGCUGGCCCCCGGCCCCGCGGACGCCAGCAAGAUGGUCGGGGUGUACGAGCUCAGGAAGGGGGAUUUCUCCGUCAGGCUCACCAACUGGGGCGCCAGGGUGAUGUCCGUCGUCCUCCCAGAUCGCAAAGGGAAUUUGGCUGAUGUCGUCCUUGGCAGAGACACCGUCGCUGAAUACGUCAACGAUACCUCUUACUUCGGGCCGAUAACGGGGCGCAUAGCACAGCGAGUUGCCCGGGGCCGGUUCGUCCUCGACGGCAAGGUCUACCACAUGCACAGGAACGACGGCAGGAACACGAUCCACGGCGGCGACAGAGGGUUCAGCCGGAGCAUCUGGACGGUGAAGGAGUACGUCGCCGGCGGCGAAUCGCCGCACAUGACCUUCUACUACCGCAGCUUCGACGGAGAGCAAGGCCUGCCGGGGAACGUGGACGCGUACGUGACGUACCGCGUGUCGGGCGCCUACACGCUGGGCGUGCACAUGAACGCGACGGCGCUGGACAGGGCGACGCCGGUGGGCCUGCUGCUGCACGUGUACUGGAACCUGGGCGGGGAGGGCAGCGGCGACGUGCUGGGCCACACGCUCCGGAUCCGCGCGUCGCGGCACGCCGUGCUGGACGACGAGCUCCUGCCGUCGUCGGGGCGCGUGGAGCCCGUGGCCGGCACGCCCCUGGACUUCCGCGCGCCCGCGGCGAUCGGCUCGCGCAUCCGCCGGGUCGUCGUCAUGGGGGGCCGCGCCGUCGGGUACGACACCAACUACGUCGUCGACGGCGAAGGGAUGCGGCCGGUGGCGCAGGCCCGGGACCCCGCGUCCGGCCGGGCGCUGGAGCUGUGGGCCAACCAGCCCACCCUGCAGCUCUACACGGGGAACUCCCUCAACCGCACCGCCGGCAAGGGCGGCAGGGUGUACGACAGGUACGCUGGCUUCUGCCUCGAGACCAUGGGCUACGUGGACGCCGUCAACCACCCCGAGUUCCCGUCGCUGACACUCAGGCCCGGACAGGUGUACAGGCACGACAUGCUCUACAAGUUCUCCUUCUAGGUGCGUCGUCGUUAGGUUUGAUGAAGUGUGCGUAAUUAAGCACGAGGAAGUCAUGUCAUGCGUCCGUUGGUUUUGAUCGGAAGAAAAAGACUAUGCAUGCUAUUAUUUUAAUUUGCUUCCGACGAGCAGCAGGGCAGGGCAGGCAGACAGACAGGCGUUCGAUCUUCGUCUUCAGUUCGUCGGCGGUGAGGUCCGCACCGUGCCGCUAGUAGUAGUAGCCUUUGCAUCAGCACCUUUUGGAGGCGUCGUCGGGGUGUGGGCCUUCUCCCUCGCCAGGUCGGCUUUGGCCUCUGAACCCUGCUGCAAGCAGACAGGGUACGUACACAACAAGAUUGUGGACGUACGUAUCAUCAGUGACGCAUGGCACACAACAACACCAAGCUGCAAUUGCCAUAUGUAAUUGGUGGUGUGUGUGAGUCGUCGUUCAGGUUUGAUGAUCAUGCAUGUACGGGUGUACCAGCUGUACCUCGGUGAAAAUCUUCAAGACCUCUUCUGGGGACUUGGUUUCCAAGAUCGUCAAAGCUUGCUUCUGCACC